AAUAUGCUUUAACCGCUUGUGCUAAUAUCCUUUUGCAAAAUUGGUCUUCACUCCUUUUGCAUGUUCUUUUUUCUCUCUUUCUUUUUUCUGGGGGCUUUGCGCAAACAUAAAACACACAUAAAAAGAUGUCUUGCAUGCAAUUCACACUGCAAAACACGGUGCAUGAUUGGAACUUUAGGACGACACCGUCCAAGAAGUCCAGCUUGAGCCAUCCGAAUGGCAUUCUGUGGUCACGCGGGAAAUUCCUCGGUGGCACAAGUGGGUUGAAUCACAUGCUUCAUCUGCGCGGAAACAGUCGUGAUUACGAUCGAUGGGAAUUGGAUCGCAAUACCGGAUGGGGAUGGAAUUCGGUGUUGCCGUACUUCAAGAAGUCCGAAGACAUGAUUAAUGAACAAUUGCCCAAUACAAUCGCCGCCACAAAUCACGGACGCGGAGGUCCACUGAAGAUUGGCACUUUCCGCAGCAGUGAUCCAAUGCGAGAUGUCCUUCAGAUGGCUGCCAUUGAACAGGGACACAGGAUAAUUCCGGAUAUUUAUGGUGAUGAAUAUCUGGGAUUCGGCAGUGCAUCUGCGACUUUCGAUAAUGGCACACGGUGCAGUUCCGCGAGAGGAUAUCUCGUUCCUGCGCGAGAUCGACCAAAUCUGCACGUUAUCAAAAAUGCACACGUGACGAAAGUACGAAUUGAUCCUCUCACAGUCACGGCAACAGGUGUUUAUGUAACAUUCAACAAGAUGACUGAAAUGGCAGUGAACGCUAGGAAAGAGGUUAUCCUGUCAGCAGGAGUCAUCAAUACUCCACAAAUCCUUAUGCUUUCCGGCAUUGGACCUCAAAAAUACAUGAAGAAACUCAGUAUUCCAAUGGUGACAGAUUUGCCUGUCGGAAGAAAUCUCCAAGAUCAAGUUGCUGUGCCAUUAUUCAUGAAAAUUCCAAAGAUGGGCGGAACAGGAGGACCUCCUAUUGAAACUCCAAUUCCGAAUGUUCCUCAACCACCGAAGGAAGUGCCAAUAUGUCCUCAUGGAGUGCAACAAGAAAAGAAAGCAGUCGAUUUCACACCCGAAGAAAUAGAAGCUUAUUAUCACUAUCUGACUAAAAGAAACAUUUCCGACAAUUUCGUCCUUGAUUUCGUAGGAUUCUUCAACACAGUGAACAUCACGGAUCGCUUUCCAGACAUUCAAUUCCAAUACAAUCUCUUUAAGAUGGGAGAUAAAGCGAUAUUCCCCAAGUUUUUGGAAAUAAUGGGCUAUGAGGACACAAUUAACUCCAUCUUGGAGUCUGCCAUUGAUCAAGGAGACAUCCUUAUAGCGUGGAUCAUUCAUCUUCAGCCCAAAUCAAUGGGAAAACUCAAAAUGCAAACGGCCAAUCCACUUGAUCCGCUCAUGAUCAAUCACAAAUACCUCGAGAAGCGCGAAGAUGUGGACACUUUAGUUCGUGGCAUUGAAAUGCAGAAGAAAUUCCUCCUGACAAAUGCAUUCUUGCAAAAUCAAGUGACGGAGCUGCAAAUUCCCAUUCUAACGUGCGGAAUUAACGAUGGCACGAAGAGAUACUGGGAUUGUUACUGUCGACAAAUGGUCACCACGGUGUACAACACCGUUGGAACGGCCAAGAUGGGUCCGGACACCGAUCGAAAUGCCGUCGUUGAUCCUCGACUGAAUGUCCGAGGUGUUAAGGGUCUCAGAGUGGCUGAUGCCAGCAUUAUGCCGAGCCUCCCAAGCGGCAGCACAAAUGCACCAACUGUAAUGGUUGCUGAGAAAGCAUCGGACCUUAUUAAGGAAGACUGGAUUGCCCGUGAAUCUCUGGCCAAUCGCCAAGAACUGUAGAAUCUCGCUGGGAAGUGGCACGAUCAGAUAUAUUUUACGCAAAAUCUCAUUUAUAAUUUACUAACGGAUGUGGAUAAUAUUGGGCAAUAAUAAAACCAAAGUAUUAUAUAUUAACGGGAUAGUUUGUAGUCCUAAAGAAUCUCUAACCAAGCGAGUCAUGAUGGUACAAUUACAGUAAUACCUAAAAUCAAUACUUUAAUUGCUAGAAAACCCCAAUUGAAAAGCUCUAAUUCAAUCCCCAAAAGUCCCAUUUAUGUUGCAUGUGAUUCUUAACUUCAAGCCUAACUCACUUUUCUAAGAUUUAAGAGACUUUUAAAUCUACAUAAUUGCUUCAUUGUCUCUUCUAGAUCCCCAACCUCUUUUUC
Phlebotomus argentipes is the source of this 2182-nucleotide messenger RNA. RefSeq names its product glucose dehydrogenase [FAD, quinone]-like. Gene Ontology annotation, molecular function: flavin adenine dinucleotide binding; ecdysone oxidase activity. The record is from RefSeq and is a predicted model, not a curated record. NCBI's taxonomy places the organism in Eukaryota, Metazoa, Arthropoda, Insecta, Diptera, Psychodidae. The transcript has a single exon. The coding region runs from base 126 to 1817 and encodes 563 amino acids.